Anolis sagrei ordinatus is the source of this 2282-nucleotide messenger RNA. Lineage: Eukaryota; Metazoa; Chordata; Lepidosauria; Squamata; Anolidae. The record is from RefSeq and is a predicted model, not a curated record.
GCCGGCCUUCUUCCUUUCUCUUCGUUUGCUUUCCUCGCUCUCUGAAGCAGGAAAGCCUUGCAAAAUGGCAGUGGUGCAGGAGGAAACCAUGAUUGCAACACAUUUGAACCCAGAACGCAACGACGUUUCGACUGAAGAAGCUUCAGCAAAUGCUUUGAUCAGCGUUGAAAACCAAGUCUCCGGGAAAAACGAGAAGAUGUUCAGCGCCAAAAAAGGUACGGGCGGGGCCCCGUCAAUGCUGGGCCUGUGGACCACCAAGCGGGACGGGCAAGUGCGCCUGCGCUCAGAAGAGAGUGGCCUGGGUGCCCAGGAGCCCCUCACUGUCAAUCAGCUGCUCCUCCGCUCCAUCGCUAAGUUCGGGGACCUCCCGGCCUUGACCGCCAAGAAGAGCAAUGGCGAGUGGGAGCGCAUUUCCUUCCGGCAGUACUACCAGCAGUGCCGCCAGGCUGCACGCAGCUUCCUCAAGCUGGGCCUAGACCGUUUUCAUGGCGUCUGCAUUCUGGGGUUCAAUUCAGUCGAAUGGUUCAUCUCUGACAUCGCAGCCAUUCUUGCCGGGGGCUUUGCCGUCGGCAUCUAUACCACCAAUUCCCCAGAGGCUUGCAAAUAUGUUGCGGAAAACUGCAGCGCCAAUAUCAUCGUGGUCGAAAACGACAAGCAGCUGCAGAAGAUUUUGGAGGUGAAGAGCAAGCUUCCCCUCCUGAAGGCCAUCAUCCAAUACGGUGAAAGGAUCAAGGAGAAGAUGCCUAAUCUCUAUUCGUGGAGUGAGUUCCUUGCGCUGGGCGCCUCCAUCCCGGAGGACGUGCUGGACGUAGCCAUUGCCUCGCAGGUGCCCAACCAGUGCUGCACCCUCAUCUACACCUCCGGCACCACGGGGGACCCCAAGGGUGUCAUGCUCAGCCACGACAACAUCACGUGGACGGCGCGUGCUGCGGGGGAGUUUGUGAACCUGAUUGAAGGCACGGCACAGCAGCAGGAAGUGGUGGUCAGCUACCUGCCGCUCAGCCACAUUGCGGCUCAAAUGAUUGACAUCUGGCUGCCCUUGACCUUCGGUGUCCUGACUGCCUUCGCUCAGCCAGAUGCCCUCAAGGGCACGCUGGUGGAGACGCUGAAGGAGGUGCAGCCCACAGCCUUCCUGGGCGUCCCACGUGUCUGGGAGAAGAUGCAGGAGCGCAUGAAGGCCGUUGGGGCCAAGAACUCGGCCCUCAAGCGCCGCCUGGCUGCAUGGGCCAAGGCUGUUGGGCUGGAGACCAACCUCAAGCGCAUGACUGGGUCGCCGGAGGAGCCGCUGAAGUACCGCUUUGCGCGUGCGCUAGUGUACCGGAAGGUGCGCAAGGCUCUGGGGCUGGAGCGCUGCACCCGGUGCUACACGGCGGCCGCCCCCAUCGCUCGGGAGACGUUGGAGUACUUCCUCAGCCUGGACAUCCCCGUCUAUGAGCUUUACGGCAUGAGCGAGAGUACCGGCCCACACACUGUCUCCCACGCCGGCGCCUUCCGCAUCACUAGCUGCGGGAAGCCGAUGGUGGGCUGCCGAACACUGCUGCAUCGCAAGGAUGCGGAGGGCGUGGGCGAGGUGUGCUUCUUCGGGCGGCACGUCUUCAUGGGCUACCUGAACAUGGAGGAAAAGACCAAGGAGGCCAUUGACGAGGAGGGCUGGCUGCACUCGGGAGACCUGGGCAAGCACGACCACGACGGCUUCCUCUACAUCACCGGCAGGAUCAAAGAGCUGAUCAUCACGGCGGGGGGUGAGAAUGUGGCGCCGGUGCCCAUUGAGGACGCGGUCAAGGAGGCCCUGCCCAUCCUGAGCAAUGCCAUGCUGUUGGGCGACAAGGCCAAGUUCCUCUCCAUGCUUUUGACCCUCAAGUGCACCAUGAACCUGGAGUCCGGCGAACCCGAGGACACCAUGACCCCCGAGGCAGUGGAGUUCUGCCGGCGGCUGGGCAGCCGUGCCACCAAGGUCUCCGAGGUCGUGAACUUGCGUGAUCCCCUGGUCUACUCUGCCAUCCAGAAGGCCAUCACUGCUGUCAACAAGAAUGCCCCCUCCAACGCACAGAAGGUCCAGAAGUGGACUCUCCUUGAAAAGGACUUCUCCAUCGCCGGUGGAGAGCUGGGUCCCACCAUGAAGCUCAAGCGGCCUGUGGUGAUGCAGAUGUAUAAGGUGCAGAUCGACCGGAUGUACAAUGAAUCAUGAGGCGGCACCUGCCUUCUGCAACGGAUCCUCCUCCUUUUCCGUUUCCUCCCUCCUUCUUCUUCAACGAGGUUUCAAUAAAAGGGCAGCUCCACCA